AUGGGACGACCUGAUUCAGGGCAUGCGUUACAAUUUUUCCUGGCGAUCUCGGAGGACACGGUCAGCUUAGCUUUGGUGCAAGAACAACCUGAGUUUAAACUCGUGUACUUCGUUAGCAGAACAUUGCAGCCCGCAGAAACAAGGUACAAGCGAGUCGAGAAGAUCGCUUUGGCCCUAGUGAUGGCAGUGUUAAAACUUUGGCAAGCAGCGCGGCGCCUAAGGCCGUACUUCCAAAGUCAUCAGGUGAUAGGACGAACAUAUCACCCGAUCGCGAAAAUCCUGCGCAAACCAGACCUGGGCAGGAGGAUUGUAGGAUGGUCCGUGGAGUUAUCUGAAUUCGGGCUACAAUUCGAACCACGAGGGUCAAUCCGAGGACAACAUUUGGACGACUUUGCGGUCGAGUUACCUUGGGAAGAAGAAUGUCCCCGAGAGUGGACCCUUUAUGUGGAUGGCUCUUCUGUGCGAUUCGGGGAUGGGGCAGGAAUUGUGUUGGAGGGACCGGAUGGCUUUGUCGUUGAACAGGCAAUCGUCUUCCUGUUCAAAAUAAGUAACUAUCAGGCCGAGUACGAAGCAGUAAUAGCCAGACUCGAACUGGCUAAAGACUUGGGGGCGGUUUCGGUCAAAUGCCGAACGGACUCCCAAUUGGUGGUGGGGCAGCUGACUGAGAGCUUCCAGACCAAAGAUGAUCAACUGCUUCGUUAUUAUCAUAAGGUAAAGGAGUUGGUGAAGCAGUUCCGGAUGGUGGAAUUCAAACAUGUACCGAGAGAGCAAAAUGUAAGGGCGGAUGUUUUAUCCAAACUCGCCAACUGUAAGGGAAAGGAUCACUUGUCGUCGGUCAUAAGGCAAGUUAUGAUGAGCCCUUCGGUAGAGUUCUUGGCGGUCCAAGAGGUUUCCAGUGAACCUGAUUGGAGGAAGGCCAUAAGAGAAAUCAUUCAGAGGCAGGAGAGCGGCUUACACGUCCGAGCGGUUGAAGCGAAGAAGGCCGCUCGGUUCUUAUUAAUAGGGGAGGAUCUGUACAAGAGAAGAUUCUCCUCACCCCUAUUAAAAUGUGUAUCUGCGGAGGAAGCUGAGUAUGUGAUGAGGGAGCUGCACGGAGGGGCGUGUGGAAUGCAUACAGGGCAGCGAGCUUUGCGCGCCAAGGUGAUAAGAGCGGGCUAUUUCUGGCCGACGGUGGAAAAAGACUGCAUGAUGUUUGUACAGAGGUGUUCGAAGUGUCAAGAGCACGACAAGAACCUCAACCUACCACCGGUAGAGUUACACAGUUUGAUGUCUCCCUGGCCGUUCGCGCAAUGGGGGAUGGAUGUUGUGGGACCCUUUCCAGUGGGUCGAGCUCAGAAGAGAUUUUUAUUGGUAGCAAUUGAUUAUUUCACCAAGUGGAUAGAAGCAGAGCCGCUCCAAAAGUUUGUAUGGACGCUCAUAUGCCGGUUUGGAAUCCCCAAGACCGUAGUUACGGACAACGGGCGGCAGUUCGUUGACAAACGAUUUGGAGAUUUCUAUAAAAAGCUGGGAAUUAAGCAUGUCACAAGCUCGGUAGAGCACCCACAGACGAACGACCAAGUGGAAGCAGCCAACAAAGUCAUUGUUGCAGAGCUGAAGAAAAGAUUGGGAGAUGCCAAAGGAGCCUGGGUGGAUGAACUUCAGGAAGUCCUUUGGGGAUAUCGCUGCACACCGCACGGUACAACUAGGGAAACCCCGUUCAACCUUACAUAUGGAAUGGACGCCAUGUUACCAGUAGAGGUAGGGGAACCUACCAUGCGAAGGGGAAUCCAAAGUCUGCAAGAUAACAAUGAUGAGCUUCGAGUGGAGCUAGACACCUUGGAUGAACGAAGAGAGGUGGGAAUGAUCUGA
This is a messenger RNA of Vigna angularis (adzuki bean), 1848 nucleotides long. RefSeq lists its product as uncharacterized. The record is from RefSeq and is a predicted model, not a curated record. The coding region runs from base 1 to 1848 and encodes 615 amino acids. The transcript is spliced from 2 exons. Gene Ontology annotation, biological process: DNA integration. Gene Ontology annotation, molecular function: RNA-DNA hybrid ribonuclease activity; nucleic acid binding. NCBI's taxonomy places the organism in Eukaryota, Viridiplantae, Streptophyta, Magnoliopsida, Fabales, Fabaceae.